This is a messenger RNA of Terrapene triunguis (Three-toed box turtle), 1441 nucleotides long. RefSeq names its product histidine triad nucleotide binding protein 3 (gene HINT3). NCBI's taxonomy places the organism in Eukaryota, Metazoa, Chordata, Testudines, Emydidae. The transcript has 5 exons. The record is from RefSeq and is a predicted model, not a curated record. The coding region runs from base 40 to 552 and encodes 170 amino acids. Gene Ontology annotation, molecular function: catalytic activity.
CUGAUCGCGGGCGGAGGGAGGCGGUAGCAGCGCUGAGCGAUGGCCGGGGAGGACGGAGCCGCCGCCCCCGAGGCUGCGCAGCCCCCCGCGGACCCGAGCCCUGGCAGUGGCGGCGGCUACGACGGCAAGUGCGUCUUCUGCAGGAUCGGCCGCCGGGAGGAGCCGGGCACCGCGCUGCUGCCCUGCGAGUCUGAAGGCCUAGUCUGUUUUAGAGAUAUCAGACCUGGGGCCCCACACCAUUAUCUAAUAGUGCCAAUAGAGCAUAUGGGAAACUGCAAGACUCUAAAGAAAGAGCACAUACCACUAGUGGAGAAAAUGAUGGAAGCUGGAAAGAACAUCCUUCAGCAAAAUAAUUUUACUGACUUGAACGAUAUAAGGAUGGGAUUCCACUGGCCUCCAUUCUGCUCAAUAUCCCACUUACAUCUUCAUGUCCUGGCCCCAGCCAGUCAGCUGGGAUUCUUGUCCAGGAUGAUAUACAGAAUCAAUUCCUAUUGGUUUAUCACGGCUGAACAGCUGAUUGAACGACUGCAGACUGAAAAUGCUGCCAGUUGAAAGCACCUUGCCUAGUUCUGGAUCACAAAUCAAUUUAGAUUUUGUUCUUUGAAUUCUGAUUAAGAUUAUACAGUUUGGUGCAACUAUUUGUGAAGUUUUUUUUAAAAAAGGAAAAGCUUGAGUUGAUUGCCUAUUCCUUCAGGGCAAGCAACUUUUGAUUGUCUACCUAAUUCUUAAUGUAUGUGUACUCAAGUUUUCUGAUAAUAGAUGCAAAAUAUUUGAAUGGAAAAUAGAGUAAUAUAUAAAACACUAGUUCUAGUAAAACAGUAUAAACAGUAAUGGUUUGAAUGUAUUAAAACUGGGAAAAUUUUCAACAGUAACUGUUAAUAGCAUGUACACUGUACCAAGUUGAAUGCUUAAAAGUGGAAUCUAGGUUUUUUAUUUAAAAAAAAAAAUUGGGGGAAUGCAAUAGUGUUUAAACGUACAGGUUUCCUUUAGUACUUGCAUGAGUCAUGCUGGUGAUGUCUAGUUCUUAGUAGGUACAGUGCUAAAGAUAGACACUACUGUUUUUUGGUGCUAAACCAUCACGUAUCUUGCAUGGUAAUGGUCUGUAGCAAGUGCUAAACAUAACAUAUUGAGCCCAGAAUAUGAUGAUGCUUUAGAACAUAGAAUUUAGUUUAAAUGUCUGUAGGAAUGUUUAUACGAUGGACUUGGAUUAAGAUUGUUACUCGUCUUGAAUAUUAAUUCCCUAAAUAAUUUAAUUGUACAUUUAAAAAUCUUGUAAAGAGUUUGGAUGGAUUGAAUUAACACACUUGCCUCUGGGCAUCAAAUUUAAGCUGGAACCUAGAUUAAGGACUUGUCUACACAGUGCGUUAGUCAGCACUAGAAGAGCAGGGUGUAAAUUCUAGUGUGCAUUACUCUGUUGCAUACGAACUAGCCUGUAUGGAUC